CCUCUCAAAUGUGAGUCAAGCAAAACAACCCACUCUAGGGUUCUUGAGCUUUGGUAGGUGCCUUUGAGGAAAAUUGGUCGAACUCAUCGGCUGGUUAAUGAGAGUUCCUUGAUGCCGCACCAUUUUUUUAUUUUAUUUUAUUUUUUUUAUUAUUAUCAUAUACGCAUAUCGUGCUUCUGCCCUUGACAGCCGGCCUACUUUCCUUAAACCAUCCUAUUUUAGCACUCAAAUCUCAUAAUCCUCGGUCUGGGUUAGAAGGAAUAAAUCUAUUCAUCGGUCAUAGUUGACAUUGAACUGUCAAACUCAGAGAACAAAAGAAAUACAGAAAAUCCAGCUGUUGGUUGAAGCAGAGGAACGUGACGCCAUUGACGCGAGAGAAGAGGAAGCUUUCUUUUCCCUUACGCAUUCAUCUUCUUCAACUAUUCAGUUCUGCGGCAAUGUCCGGCCAAUCCGCUUCCAUUCCUCUCGUAUCCAACUUCGCUUCACCGGCGGUGCAUAUCGUUUACACCGAGAGGCCUCACAAUGAAGAACCUGAAGCCUAUCAUAUCCGAACCCUAGCUUCUGUUCUUGGCAGUGAAGAAGCUGCUAGGGAGGCUCUUGUGUAUAGUUACAAGAAUGCUGCCAGUGGAUUCUCUGCUCGGCUUACACCCGAUCAGGUUGCGGAGAUCACCAAACAACCAGGAGUUUUACAUGUUGUCCAAAGCGGUAAUAAUAAGCUACAUUCUGGAGGAGGAGUAGCAAGGCUUCACUAGAACAACAUCAAAUUCUCUCCCUCUAAAUAUUGGUUUGUUGCCUAAAUAAAACUGUGGUUUGUGUAUUGGCAUUAUACUGAAUAGCCAUACAUUUAUAUGUAUAUCUAUCUAUUUACUAUAUAAUACAUCUGCUUGUGCCUUUUGUUGGCAAUUGACAAUGAAGCGAAUGGUUUUCCUUGGCUCAAUACACAAUUUGGUCCUUAAUGAAUUCCAUCCUUCAUGUAUAGAAAGAUUUCUAUUUAGUCCCUA
This is a messenger RNA of Benincasa hispida (wax gourd), 1001 nucleotides long. Its product is annotated as subtilisin-like protease SBT3.6. Lineage: Eukaryota; Viridiplantae; Streptophyta; Magnoliopsida; Cucurbitales; Cucurbitaceae. The record is from RefSeq and is a predicted model, not a curated record.